Molecule: messenger RNA, 1318 nt
Organism: Nyctereutes procyonoides (raccoon dog)
Lineage: Eukaryota; Metazoa; Chordata; Mammalia; Carnivora; Canidae
Gene: CCR10
Product: C-C motif chemokine receptor 10
Exons: 3
Coding region: 1-1206 (401 amino acids)
Biological process (GO): G protein-coupled receptor signaling pathway; immune response; chemotaxis
Cellular component (GO): membrane
Molecular function (GO): C-C chemokine receptor activity
Source: RefSeq, a predicted model, not a curated record
AUGGAGACCGAGCCCACAAAGCAGGCAACUGAGAUCCAGAAAGGUCAAGUUCUGCCAGGAAGCUGGACGCAGAGGCAGAAAGGGUGCAGUGGAAGCCAAGGCUUGUCGGAGGGUGUGCUAGGAAGACUUUGGGGAAGGGUCUCCUGGGGCCCCUACUCUGGGGAAGAUGAGGAGGCAUACUCAGCAGAGCCGAUGCCAGAGCUCUGCCACAAGGCAGAUGUCCAGGCCUUCAGUAGGACCUUCCAACCUAGUGUCUCCCUGGUGGUGGCUGCACUGGGCCUGGCUGGCAAUGGCCUGGUCCUGGCCACCCACCUGGCAGCCCGACGUGCCGUGCGUUCGCCUACUUCUGCCCACCUGCUCCAGCUGGCCCUGGCCGACCUUCUGCUGGCCCUAACCCUACCCUUUGUCGCAGCCGGGGCUCUGCAGGGCUGGAGUCUCGGAAGUGCCACCUGCCGCGCCAUCUCGGGCCUCUACUCGGCCUCCUUCCACGCCGGCUUCCUCUUCCUGGCCUGUAUUAGCGCGGAUCGCUACGUGGCCAUCACGCGGGCCCUCCCCGCUGGACCGAGGCCCUCUGCGCCGGGCCGCGCACACGUGGUCUCAGCCAUCGUGUGGCUACUGUCGCUGCUUCUGGCGCUGCCUGCUCUCCUUUUCAGCCAGGACGGGCAGCGGGAAGGCCAGCGACGCUGCCGUCUCAUCUUCCCCGAGGGCCUCACGCAGACGGUGAAGGGGGCCAGCGCGGUGGCGCAGGUGGUCCUGGGCUUCGCGCUGCCGCUGGGCGUCAUGGCCGCCUGCUACGCGCUCCUGGGCCGCACGCUGCUGGCCGCCAGGGGGCCUGAGCGCCGGCGCGCGCUGCGAGUCGUGGUGGCCCUGGUGGCGGCCUUCGUGGUGCUGCAGCUGCCCUACAGUCUCGCCCUACUCCUGGAUACUGCGGACCUCCUGGCUGCCCGCGAGCGGAGCUGCCCGGCCAGCAAGCGCAAGGAUCUGGCACUGCUGGUCACCGGAGGGCUGGCCCUGGCCCGCUGCGGCCUCAACCCCGUGCUCUACGCCUUUUUGGGCCUGCGCUUCCGCCAGGACCUGCGGAGGCUGCUGCGCGGUGGGAGCUGCAGCCCAGGGCCUCACCCCCGCGGCCGCUGCCCCCGCAGGCCCCGCCUCUCUUCCUGUUCGGCCCCCACGGAGACCCACAGCGUCUCCUCCUGGGACUACUAGGGCUGCGAACCCGAACCCGAGGGCAGAGGGGCAGAGGGCGGGCUGAGGAAGUGAUGCCAGGGAGGGUAGUGGGAAAGGGGAGUAGGUGGGGGAACACCGAGGAGGUAGGGAC